Messenger RNA from Suricata suricatta (meerkat), 2721 nucleotides. RefSeq names its product nuclear factor, erythroid 2 like 3 (gene NFE2L3). Bases 283 to 2361 code for a protein of 692 amino acids. Gene Ontology annotation, cellular component: nucleus. Gene Ontology annotation, biological process: regulation of transcription by RNA polymerase II. The transcript is spliced from 4 exons. Lineage: Eukaryota; Metazoa; Chordata; Mammalia; Carnivora; Herpestidae. The record is from RefSeq and is a predicted model, not a curated record. Gene Ontology annotation, molecular function: RNA polymerase II cis-regulatory region sequence-specific DNA binding; DNA-binding transcription factor activity, RNA polymerase II-specific.
CCGGCUGCGGGGAUACCCGGCGGGUUGGCUUUUCGGGCAGGUGGCUCCUCUUUCGUCGGUCCUGAGCCCCAGGCACGGCGCCGGCUGCCGAGGGAGCGUCUUUGUACCCAGCCCCGGGAGCCCGCGACGGCCCCUGCGCGCCCGCGUCCAUUGUUUUCGCUUCUCGGUCUCUUCCGGGCAGGUGCCCACAGAGCUCGGGGCCCGCACGUGCCAAAGCGGCGGCCGCAGCAGCGCAGGGACCCGCGGGCGCCGGCAGGGGCGUCUCGGGGCACGCUGCGGGAGAUGAAGUACCUGAAGCCUUGGUGGUCGGACGGCGGCGGCCUCCUGCACCUCACCAUUCUGCUGAGUUUGGCGGGGCUCCACCUGGACCUGGACCUGGACCUGGACCUCUACCUGCUGCUCCCGCCGCCCACCCUGCUCUGGGAUGAGCUGCUGCUCGCCAGCGACCCGACGAGCUCUGCCUACGCACUCAGCCCCUUCCCAGCCUCGGGAGUCUGGGGGCGCGCGGACCAGUUGCACCCCAAAGGUCGCGAGCCGGACCCCGCGUGGGAGCCCGCCGGCCGGCUGCUCCGGGAAGUGCGCGCGCUGGGGGUCCCCUUCAUCCCGCGCACCCGGGUGGAUGCGUGGCUGGUGCACAGCGUGGCGGCUGGGGAAGCCGACGGGGCCCACGGGCUGCUCGGCGCCGCCGCCGCAGCCUCCGCCGGGGGAGUCGGCGCCAGCGUGGACGACAGUAGCCAGGCUGCGCCGGGGCAUGGCGGGGACCCCCGAGUGGCUGCCAGUAGUCCCUUGGCCGCCGGGGAAGAGGAGAAGGCACCGGCAGAACUGACGGCUCAAGUGCUGGACGCCGCAGCGAGCCAGGAGAACGAGGUACUAAGAGAGAGACAUCAAGAAGUGGAUCACACCUCCCAGAAUGAGGAAAAUGAGCAAAGAAUAUCAGCCCAGGAGAAAAAACUACAGCAUAAGAAGGAGGAUGCAAGUGAAAUAGCAGAUAAACCUGACUGGGAGGCAGAAAAGGCCACUGAAUCUAGAAAUGAGAGAUGCCUAAAUGGGACAGACAUUUCUUUCUUUCUGGAAGACUUAUUUCAGUUGCUUUCAUCACAGCCUGACAAUUCACUGGAGGGCCUCUCACUUGGAGAUAUUCCUCCAAUAAGUAUCAAUGAUGGCAUGAAUUCAACAUAUAAUGUAAAUGUUAGCCAGGCUAUAAGUCAUGAUGUGAAUCUACGUGAGGCUAUGUUGCUGCGUCCUGACAAUACGUUCAGAAGAGAUCCAGUAGCCCGGACUUCACAACCACAAGAACCAUUGCUGCACUUAAAUUCUCAGACUACCAGUUCUGAACAGACCUUUCCUGGGACCAAUUUGACAGGAUUUCUUCCCCUUGUUGGCAGUCAGAUUCCUUAUCUAACAAGUGAAGACCUUCUACAUGACCUUGAUAUAAACAUACAUGAGAUAAGUUUAAUGUCUUUUGCCACAGAAGAAGGUUUUGAUCUGAUGGAGGUUUCUCAGCUUUUUCAAGAACCAGAUUCUGAUUCUGGUCUUUCUUUAAAUUCAAGCCACAAUAGUACCUCUGUCACCAAAUCUAAUUCCUCCCACUCUAUGUGUGAAGGAGGUGCUACAAGUUCUAGUACUGACCUUGACUCGCUUUCCCACCAGGACUUAGAAGGGGCUGUUGGAGGCUACUACCCAGAAUCUAGUAAGCUUUGUCACAUGGAUCAUAGGAGUGAUUCUGGUUUUCAUGAGGACCUUGCAUUUCAACACCUAUUUCAUAACCACACUUACCACUUGCAGCCAAGUGGUCUAGAGCCCACUUCUGAAUCUUUCUCUCGGUAUGGGAAGUCACAGAAAACACAGGGUAGAUAUCUCAAUGACACAGACAGAAACUUAAGCCGUGAUGAGAGGCGUGCUAAGGCUCUACACAUCCCUUUUUCUGUAGAUGAAAUUGUCCGUAUGCCGGUUGAGUCUUUCAACAACAUGCUCAGCAGGCACUAUUUGACAGAUUUACAAAUGUCACUCAUCCGUGAUAUUAGAAGAAGAGGAAAAAAUAAAGUUGCUGCCCAGAACUGUCGUAAGCGCAAACUGGACAUAAUUUUGAAUCUCGAAGAUGACGUAUGUAACUUGCAAGCAAAGAAGGAAAUCCUUAAAAGAGAACGAGCCCAGUAUAACAAAGCUAUUAAUGUAAUGAAACAGAAACUGCAAAACCUGUACCAUGACAUUUUUAGUAGGCUAAGAGAUGAUGAAGGAAGGCCCGUCAAUCCAAGCCAAUACACUCUUCAGUGCAGCCAAGAUGGAAGUGUUUUAAUUGUACCCAAGGAACGAGUAACCUCAGGCCACAAAAAAGAAAACCAAAAGGGAAACAGAAAGUGAAGAAAUUGAAGGCAGAUCCAUUAACAUACUUUACACAUAGGUUAUCAGAAAUGGAUACAUGGUCAUGAACCGUUGAAACUGCUUCAGAUUUUAGCACAGGUGUUCUAAAGUACUCCUAUAUGACACACUCAUCUUCAUUUUGAAGCUUUUACGGACAAGUUUGUGGGGAACUUGGGAGAAGUCCCAACUUUUCAUCGUCUUACUGCGUUAUAUGCAUAACUCUUAAGUACGAUUUAUGAAGAACAGGGUGACGUGAAAACCUUAAGAAUCUAAGACUGUCCAGUUGUUACUUUUUCUUUUAAAUUUUUAAUGUUUUAUUUAUUUUUAAUACAGAGAGCAUGAGAGGGGGAGGGGCAGAGA